AUGGGCUGCACACCCUCCCGCCCCCGCCGCUUCGAUGGCACUGGAACCUCCUACAUCGACCAUCCCCCAAGCAGACACAGCACUGGCGACAUGGGAACGAAACACUGCCGACGGAACGGCAGUGUGGCCGGUUCUAGCACGAUUGGAACAAGCAUGGGACACAGUGGCAUGAGCGGCAGACAUGGUGGUAUGAGCAGCAGCGGUAUAAGCAGUGGUACAGGCAUGGGCCGUUCAGGUCGCACAAGUGGAGGUAUGAGUAGUGGAAUGGGUAUGGGGCGUUCGAGCAGGUCGGGGGGAGGUCUGGGUGGGAUGACGUCGGGGUUUGGGAGGAGCCGGAGAUGUUAG
Alternaria rosae is the source of this 345-nucleotide messenger RNA. RefSeq lists its product as uncharacterized. NCBI's taxonomy places the organism in Eukaryota, Fungi, Ascomycota, Dothideomycetes, Pleosporales, Pleosporaceae. Bases 1 to 345 code for a protein of 114 amino acids. The record is from RefSeq and is a predicted model, not a curated record. The transcript has a single exon.